GCGGCGAGCGCGGCGCGUUGUAGUCGUUGUUUGUGCGCCGCGCUUCAGCCAACAACCACGUGCACCGCGUCCACUUUUCCUACCGAGUCCACAUAUUAUUUUGUACCACGCAAGUCCCCACCGAUGUAAUCUGCACUCGAUUCUUCGGCUGAAGGCGGAGACGGAGCGCUGUCGGACCAGAUUCCACACACGCUGGAGGCGCUGCGCCGGCACUCGCGGCAAAUCGCCGCGCGACGCGUGCGCCGCGUACAGUUCUCGGACCGGUCGCAGGAUGGCGCGCGCGGCGACGGGGUCGAGAGCGGCUCCGAGAUGUCGGCCGGUAGCGGAGAGCGGCGGCCCUCCACGUGCCGCGUGGAACUGGGCACCUUGCUGGCGCCCGGGCCGCGUCCUCUUGACACCAAGGUCAAGAGGCACAGCAUCCAUGGCAUGACGGAGGAGGACAACGUGGUGCGGCCGCACCAGGAGAUGGCCGUGCUAUCGUUGGAGGAGAAGAAGUACCUGCUUGGGGUGGAGCGCGGCGACGUGGCCGGGACUCGCCGCGUGCUACAGCGCGCGCGCGACACCGGACACAUCAACGUGGACUGCGUCGAUCCACUGGGCCGUAGUGCGCUGCUCAUGGCCAUCGACAACGAAAACCUCGAGAUGGUCGAACUACUGCUCGAGUUCGGUGUAGAGACGCGCGACGCGUUGCUGCACGCAAUCUCAGAGGAGUUCGUCGAGGCUGUCGAGGCGCUGCUCGAUCACGAGGAACGUACACGCAAGGAAGGCGAGCCGCACAGUUGGGAGGCCCUCCCGCCGGAGACGGCGACGUUCACGUCGGACAUAACGCCACUGACGCUGGCGGCGCAUCGCGACAGUUACGAGAUCAUCAAGCUGCUACUGGACCGCGGCGCGCGUCUUCCGGCGCCACACGACGUGCGCUGCGGAUGCGAUGAGUGCGUGCGAUCGCGGCGCGAAGAUUCGCUGCGCCAUUCUCGCUCGCGGAUCAACGCUUAUCGCGCACUCGCUUCGCCGUCGCUCAUCGCACUCUCGUCCAAGGACCCGAUCCUCACCGCGUUCGAGCUCUCGUGGGAGCUGCGGCGGCUAUCGGCGCUGGAGCACGAGUUCAAGACCGAAUACCAGGAACUCCGCGGUCAGUGCCAGGAGUUCGCCACGGCCUUGUUGGACCACACGCGCACCUCACACGAACUCCAAGUGCUGUUAAACCACGAGAAGGGUUGCCCGCAGCCGCCGCCACUGCUCGAGCCAGGUGCUCCAGAGCGAAUGCGACUGUCGCGGCUUAAACUCGCCAUCAAACUGCGUCAGAAAAAGUUUGUGGCGCACCCUAACGUGCAGCAGCUGUUGGCUUCCAUCUGGUACGAAUCUGUGCCAGGUUUCCGCCGCAAAAACAUGGUGCUGCAGGCCGCCGAGAUGGUGCGCAUCGGCGCCAUGUUUCCGCUGUACUCGCUGGCCUACCUGGCUGCACCGCACUCCACGGCCGGCCGCAUGCUACGCAAGCCCUUCAUCAAGUUCCUUUGCCACUCCGCUAGCUACUUCAUGUUUCUUUUCUUACUGAUUUUGGCGUCGCAGCGCAUAGAGACGACAGCGGGCAUCUUCGGAGGCGGGCCGGCGGAAACGCCCGUGUCCCGACGCGGCUCGCCGCCCACUCUCGUCGAGUGGCUCAUCCUGGCCUGGGUUAGCGGACUGAUCUGGAGCGAAGUGAAGCAACUUUGGGACAUGGGGCUGCGCGAGUACGUGCACGACAUGUGGAACGUGAUCGACUUCGUCACCAACUCACUGUACGUGGCCACCGUCGCACUGCGAGUCGUCUCACAUUUCCAGGUCCGGCGCGAGAUGCACUUGGGCCUGCAGUGGAAUCAGCCGCGUGAGAAGUGGGACGCGUGGGACCCGAUGCUGCUAUCUGAAGGCCUGUUUUCCGCCGCUAACAUCUUCAGCAGCCUCAAGCUGGUGUACAUCUUCAGCGUCAAUCCCCAUCUCGGCCCGCUCCAAGUUUCGCUCAGCCGGAUGGUGCUCGAUAUACUCAAGUUCUUUGUGCUUGACAUUCUCGUAAUAUUCGCCUUCUCAUGUGGCCUAAACCAACUGCUGUGGUAUUACGCGGACAUGGAGAAGAAGCGCUGUCCGUCGGCUGGCGCUCACGCUCCCACCAACUCGACUGCGCCUCAGGACCCCGAUGCCUGCGUGGUUUGGAGAAGGUUCGCGAACUUGUUCGAGACGAUGCAGACGCUGUUCUGGGCGGCUUUCGGACUCGUGGACCUGGACUCGUUUGAGCUGGACGGUAUCAAGAUCUUCACGCGCUUCUGGGGCAUGCUCAUGUUCGGCACCUACGCUGUCAUCAACGUUAUCGUGCUGCUCAACCUGCUCAUCGCCAUGAUGAAUCACUCGUACCAGCUUAUUUCCGAGCGUGCGGACGUAGAGUGGAAAUUCGCUCGUAGCAAAUUGUGGAUCAGCUAUUUUGAGGAAGGAGGCACCGCCCCUCCGCCUUUCAACGUCCUUCCGUCGCCCAAGUCCGCGCUGUACGCUUGGCGCUGGCUGCAGCGACGUCUCUGCGGCCACGCGCGGGCCAAGCGCGAGCACAUGCGCACUAUACGAAGGAAAGCCAAGCAGACGACCGAACGCGAGUUCAGAUACCAGGCGAUCAUGCGCAACUUGGUGCGGCGCUACGUGACGGUGCAGCAGCGGCGCGCCGAAUGCGGCGGCGUCACCGAGGACGACGUCAACGAGAUCAAGCAGGACGUGAGCGCCUUCCGCUGCGAGCUCGUCGAAAUCCUGCGCAACUCCGGAAUGAACACGUCCACCGCCAACGCCGGUGCGCCAGGAGGCGGAGGCGGUAAAAAGAACCGGCAGAAGGAGCGUCGGCUGAUGAAAGGUUUCAACAUAGCUGGGGGUUCGCUAGCUCCGGUGGACGAGUUCUUCGCUUCGCUACACCACGACCACGGCGGGGCGCACGGUGGCGGUCAUCACGGCUCGCUGUCGGCUCUGCUCGGCGGGCGCCUACGCACGAGCCAGUCCAGUCUGUCCGACGGCCCGGGAGGGCCCGCUCCGCGGAAGCCACCGCACCACAAACGCCGCUGGGGGACCAUCAUCGAGGCGGCGCGGGCCGCGCGAGUGUCUCGUCUCAUCGGUCGGUCGCGUUCCGAGGACUCCGUCUGCGACCACGCCGGACCCUCACCGAGCGGCAGCGAGAGGUCCGACUCGGGCAGCGACUCGCAGCGAAGUCCCGAACGGGCGCCCCGCGGCAGGCCGUCGCAUCCGUUGAGCGCUCUGGCGGCGCUGAAGUGCAAACGCAAAAAGUUCGGCGACUCGCGGCGCCAGGCCGACGGCGGGGCGGAGGCGCUCCAGCGCGCCAGCUCGGUCCCGGCGCGAGCGCCCCCCGCCCCUCGCGCCGCGCCUCCCGUUCCUCGCGCCCCGCGACCGGCCGCGCCCGACGAGGCCGCGACGAAGGGAGGCAGCCGGGAGCCGCUGCUCGCCAGCCUCGAGGACGACGCUCUCAAGGAGAAGUGCGGGCAGUGCGGGUACGAGAGCGGCGGCGGCGAGUCGGCUAGGGCGAACGGAGCGAGCGAAGCGGAAGUGGGGACGGAAGCGUGCGGACGCUGCGCGGCGUUGGCUCGCCUCGCCGGCGUCACGCCGCUGCACGGCCACGCGCCGCAUCACUCCGCCGGAUGGCUCUGAUCGCCGCCGCGCACGAGCACCUACAGUUGUAUCUGCGCGUCGCGACGUCGACUUCGGGAUACAAUUCAGAGAUGUGAAAUCAAAGAUCGGAUUCGGUUUAUUUUAAAGUGCCGAGAGUAGAAAUGUCACAUUUUAGACAAUAAGGUUAAGCGUUCUCGAAUUACGAGAAAAGUAUGUGUUCCAGAGUGAUUUCCGAAAUAUUUUAAUUAUAAAAGUAAGAAUUGAAAUUUGGAGUUUAACGUGCGCAUGUUCGAGUUCGCGUUUCGCUGACAACUUUUCUAAGGAGCCGGUCGCAUUCAGCCUCGUGCCUUCCGAGCAAUCGCCGCCGUCGAAGCGACCGAACGUACGAAUGCAACGGGAACGACUCGGGUGCGAGACGUUCAGUCGAGUAGAGUAUUUAGGCACUUAGCGUUUAGCGUUUAGCACCUCUUGCGAACCUCGCAGCUGCGGAUUCGUCGCUGGAGUCGAGUUAUAUUUUGUAAGACGUUGUUUAUAGUUCCUUAUACAUUGUAUUUGUAAUAAAGCGAGCACCGCGAAUCGGCCUUUCGUUCCGCUCCCGCGCCCCGUUCCCCGAGUCCCCUUUAGCGUUCAGAGGGCGUCCAGGUCGAGGCGGCGGUAGUCGCUGGCGGCCGGCGGACGCACGGCCAGCGCCAGGCGGCCGUCGGCCUCGAGCAGCAGCACGGCGGAGCCCUGCGCGAGAGCGCCGCGUUCCGCCGCCAGUGCGAUCAUGUUGACGACUCGGCGCUCCACCUCGUGCGUGAUGGAGCGCGCGCCGUAGUGCACGUCGUAGCCGUCGGCCAGAGCGCCCAGCGCGCCGCCCUCCCAUCGCAGCUCGAGCCCGUGGCGCACUCGCGCCUUGUCGGCCCACCGCGCCAGCUCGCGCUGCACCAGCGUGAGCAGCUCCUGGCGCGAGAAAGGCAGGAAGUACACG
This is a messenger RNA of Pieris brassicae (large cabbage white), 4600 nucleotides long. RefSeq names its product transient receptor potential-gamma protein-like. NCBI's taxonomy places the organism in Eukaryota, Metazoa, Arthropoda, Insecta, Lepidoptera, Pieridae. The transcript has 18 exons. Gene Ontology annotation, biological process: calcium ion transmembrane transport; regulation of cytosolic calcium ion concentration; manganese ion transport. The record is from RefSeq and is a predicted model, not a curated record. Gene Ontology annotation, molecular function: store-operated calcium channel activity; protein binding; inositol 1,4,5 trisphosphate binding. The coding region runs from base 310 to 3669 and encodes 1119 amino acids. Gene Ontology annotation, cellular component: membrane; cation channel complex.